AUGUUUUGGUUUUCACUCCUAGGGCGUGCCAGAUUUGCUGCCGAGCUUAACUGCUUUUUAGCUCACAAACGAACAAAUCAACUCGGUUCAGGAGUUACGAGGAUUAGAAAUGAACAUCUUGAUCAUGCUUGUGGUGUGAUCAAUGACCGAGUGAAAGGUUCACUAAAGGUGACUCGAGCUUUUGGGGCCAGUUUUCUCAAACAGUUCCUCUGUUUUACUCAUCGGCCAACCGAUAUGUUCUUUCCGUCAGAUGAGAAGAGAGGUGAAAAUGGAGACUCGAAGGUCGGAAAAAGUGAUGGGCUGCGUUUUAUAUUUUUCGAUGGCUCCGAUUACCCCUUCUUUCUAAUUUACUUUAUUGUUUUAAUUAAUUAG
This is a messenger RNA of Striga asiatica, 372 nucleotides long. The record is from the annotation of a GenBank genome assembly. NCBI's taxonomy places the organism in Eukaryota, Viridiplantae, Streptophyta, Magnoliopsida, Lamiales, Orobanchaceae.